This is a messenger RNA of Pyrenophora tritici-repentis Pt-1C-BFP, 525 nucleotides long. The record is from RefSeq and is a predicted model, not a curated record. NCBI's taxonomy places the organism in Eukaryota, Fungi, Ascomycota, Dothideomycetes, Pleosporales, Pleosporaceae.
AUGGGAAAGGUCCACGGAUCCCUCGCUCGUGCCGGAAAGGUCAAGUCUCAAACUCCUAAGGUAAGCCUACCCAUGUCGAUAAGCCGUUGCGACCGAAGGCCCAUACAUCAAACGGCGAUAGUUGAGCCUCAAGAGAAGAAGAAGACCCCCAAGGGCCGCGCGAAGAAGAGACUCACAUACACCCGCCGCUUCGUAAACGUCACCAUGACUGGUGGCAAGCGCAAGAUGAACCCCAACCCAACCUCAUAAGCCAAGCAUGAGAGGGAGGCCAAACGAAAUGAGCACGAUGAGCUAGAGAAUACGGUCAUGAAUUCGGUUUCCUCGGGAUGGCUAUGACUCUGGAUCAGAGUGAGUGGGAAUCACGGACGUCGCCACGGCGCGUUCUUUUGCAGCAGCACGAUCCCACACUUUGGGAGGAUGGGGGCAUAUUCAUGGCGUAAAUGUACAUUCGGCUUUCUGCACGGCUGCAUCACGAAAUCUAGCUGCUUGUGUUCCCAAUUUUGUGUCCCGAGCUGUGUUCUCGCC